UAAACACACCGCCCCCGGAUUUCUUUGCAACAAGACAGCCUAUUGCAUUUUGCAGGAUUUGUGUAACAGGGUGACGGCUGGACGUUGCGCACUCUUCAGUAACCGAGAGUAGACCGCUGUUCCGGUGUACAAACAACCCUCAACAGAUAGCAGAGUGGCAGCUGCAGCUUAUGCUUCCCUCUGGUUUGCUUAUUUUUUCUCUUCUGUUUUGUUUUUCGCCGAUGGUUGUUGCUGUCAGAGUCUCACCAGGGCCUGGUUACGGGCGCUGUAGGCGACAGUAGCGGGUCAAAUGUUUCCACCCCGACGUUGGAGGGACACAUAAAUGAACAUGGCCAUCAUCCCUUCUGAUAUAUCCCCCUCCUCCGUCUGACUGACUUGGUUGGCCGCCUCUUCGUUAAUCCAAUUCAGGAGAUCAUCUUUUCAACCUUUCCGGAGGUUACACCAUCAAGACGGCGUUAUCUCAGAAAGCCAGCUCUGUGGCGGUGAAGAUGACCACGGCGCGGUACCGUCCCACCUGGGAGCUGGCCGUAGACCCCCUGGUCUCCUGUAAGCUGUGCCUUGGAGAGUUCCCUCUGGAGCAGAUGACCACUAUCACACAGUGCCAAUGUGUCUUCUGCACAAUGUGCCUGAAGCAGUAUGUGGAGCUCCUGAUUAAAGAAGGCCUUGAAACUGCAAUUAGUUGCCCAGACUCUGCUUGUCCCAAAAGAGGACACCUGCAGGAAAAUGAGAUUGAGUGCAUGGUGGCCACGGAGAUGAUGCAGAGAUACAAGAAGCUUCAGUUUGAAAGGGAGGUGCUGCUGGACCCGUGCCGGACAUGGUGCCCUUCCUCGACCUGCCAGGCUGUGUGCCAACUAAAGGAAGCAGAUUCUCCAACGCUGCCCCAGCUGGUCCAGUGCGCUGUCUGUGCCCUGGAGUUCUGCUCAGCCUGCAAGGCCAACUGGCACCCUGGGCAGGCCUGCCAGGAGAACAACCUGCCCAUUACCUCCUUCUUACCAGGAGAAAACAGCUCUUUCUAUAAGAAUGAAGAGGACGAUGCACCAAUCAAGCGCUGUCCUAAAUGUAAAGUUUACAUUGAGAGGGACGAGGGCUGUGCGCAGAUGAUGUGCAAGAACUGCAAACACGCCUUCUGCUGGUACUGCCUGGAAUCUCUGGAUGAUGACUUUCUCCUGAUCCACUAUGACAAAGGGCCCUGUCGAAACAAACUGGGCCACUCCAGGGCGUCUGUUAUCUGGCACAGAACACAGGUUGUGGGAAUCUUUGCUGGAUUUGGCCUGCUCCUGCUGGUUGCCUCCCCCUUCCUUCUUCUGGCCACUCCGAUUGUCCUCUGCUGCAAGUGCAAGUGCAGCAAAGGCGAUGACGACCCAUUACCGACCUAAAACACACCAUCAGAGCUGAAGCGGAGAGCCGCUGCGAGGAUGGGCCAUCUUUUUUUCCUUUUCACCCCUUUACAUUCUUUUCCUCCCACCCGCUUUGAGUGCUUCAUUUUUUGGGUCGAGCCUGCACCGGCCCCCGGCUGCUUUGGGAUCCAUCGCUCUGCAUGAGAGAGGCAUGGUAGAAAAGCGAACCGACAACUUGGCCCAAUGAGAGGUGCAGGGUCAGAGGUCAGAGGAGGUCAGACUUGUCUAAGGACCACUGUGUCCAUGCGUGUCAGACAUUGGUGGUUUGAGAAUGUGAAGCAGGUCUGGGCCACUUCCAGUGGUCCUUACAAUAGUUGUUUACUUACUGUGGGGUGGUGUUUUGGAGAGUUAUUGCAAGCAAAGGAAAAAUCAAUGUUAAGAAAGGCUUUUCUCUUGUAUGGACAAUAUCAUGCAGGAGCCACCUUAGAGAGAACAUUUCCUUUAUCGCUCUAUUUUGUCGGUUUGUCGUACGCAACAAAAGCUUUUUUCCCCACCACCACACUCGAUGUAGCUCUACACAUUCAGUCAGUAGCAUCAGAGUUACACCACGCAUGUUUGGUGUUCACUCGAUUUGCACAAAGAACAUGAUUUCUUUGUCAUGUUCACGACUGAGGUAGAGAUGGGAGGCUGUUGUCACUCUCAGUUCAAUGUACAGCACGUCCUCUUGAUGAUGUCAAUGUUUUAUAACCUGUCGCUUUUAAUAGAACUGUGCUCAGAGUAGUGUCUGUGUAUUGUAUUUUUGAGUGUUUUCCAAACCGUUUAACAUAUAUUAAAGGGGAUUGCCACUCAAAUUUAAAGUACAAUUAUUUUCUGUGGUUUAAUGACAAUAAAUAGCCUAUGAAAGCGAAUUUUGUCAAGUAUCAGCUUAUGUUUUAUAGCCAGAUUUUUGUCAUUGUUAUUUUACCAUCUGUCCUAAGUUAUUCUCCUUGGAGCACAUCCAGACAUUAAAUGUUUUAGUCAUCUCCAUGGAUUGUGUUUCUUGGUGAUGUUAUACAUUUUUACAACCCUAGAUUGAGUGGCGCUCCCCUUUAAAUUAAGCAUUAAUUUAAAGUUUAAAUUAAGCAUUAAUUUAAAGUCUGUCAGGACUUUGUAUCCACAUGUUGUGGACCAAUUUUAACAGUAAAAGAGAUGUCACUCCUGUAAUUUUCUGAUCCCAGGUGGUGGUUUAGCCAAAUAGAAAUGGAUAGCCUUAAAUUGAGAAUAGCCAAAAUUAGGCAUUUCCCCCUGUGCAUUAAAAGGUCAAAUCCAAGUAAUCCCAGGGAAAGCGUGUACAAAGGCAUUUUUAAAGCAUUACAGACAGCCAGUGAAGCCCUUUAUAUUCAGAUGAUUCUAUGAUGUCAUCCAUAUGCCAUACUGUUAAUAGCCAUACAGUUACAAAAAGAAAAGAACUGUCCUAAACUGAUGUUCUGUGUUACCAAGGGUCUAUAUUUCCUAAGCCUUUUUGAGCAGGAGAGCUGAUAAACAUCCAUCCAACCAUCAGAAGCUUAACUCAGAUCAGAUCUCCCACUCUUUGAGACUUAACAAAUAGCCGCCGGCCCAAAUUGCAAACUUGCAUAUGUUAGUGGUCCGAGUGUCGAUGUUUUGUUUUGUUGGUAGUUUGACCUCCAACAACAAGCAGCUAUAAGGACGUCAGAAAAGCCUCUACAGUAAAAUAUUAAAGAAUGUUCCAUUUUUGGGCACAUUAUUAUGAAGCUGCUCUAUACUAUAUCACUUUAUCUAUGCAAGUUUGUACAUUACCAUUCUUAAACUGUCAUUGAUUGGUCAUAAACAGCUCUAUGUCAUGAGUAAAGAUAACAGUGAAAUCUGCAGACUGUCACCAUACAUGUGCAUAUCAUGGCUUUAAUUUAAUCAGGGAGUUAUUUUGAAACUAUUCAUUUUACUGUCAUUAUGUAUGUUGCUGUUAUCUGUAUAUCAUUUAAGAAUAUUUAAAGAUGGUUAGAUUGAAAACCAGGACAGACAGUUUAAUUGCCUAACAAAAAAGUGGAAAAAGGGUGAAACCAUUUAGUUAUAAACAGAUUAUUUCACUAUGUAUAUCUGGCUGAGGUCUGUCUGAGUAGUAUGUAAUCAUUUCAGAUUAAACAGAAUCUGAGCCACCAUUCACAGGCAGUCCAGUGUUGAAUAAGCCAUUUACUUUCUCCCUCCCUCUGGUGUAAUUCACCAGUGUUCUUGUAGCAUUUCAUGAGAGGUGUGGCUACAGUUAGCAAAAAUAAAAGGUAGUACUACUCAGCAGUAGCUAGUCUAAGCUCAGCAGUAGCUAAACAUCUGCACCUCCCUCCUGUCCUCACCAGUUUAGCUCUGAUAUUCAGUAUACAGUAACUGUUAUUGUUAUUAGUAGCCUUAAAUUUUGAGUACCUUACCCGUAGCCUGUUUUGCUUUCACUGACCUCACCUACUCUAUGAGCAUGAUUGUUUGAUAUCCAAGCCAGUCCAUUUUUUUUCACCUUUGGUUUAUUCCCUAAAACUGAUUCAAUCCCUUAAGCUUUUGUUGUUUUAUGACAAUCGUGCCAAGCAGUUCUCCUAGAAGGGAUAAGGAAACUUAAGUUGUCUACUGUAUGUGCAUUUUGACCAUGUAUUUGUAUUGUAUUACGAGCUUUUACAGGGUGGAAAUAUUUUAAUGCUUCUUAAUGUAAGCGCUGCACUGUAUAUGGGUUUCAUUGUUUUACUUCUUGAUAUGAUCCGUGAUGUAUGUGUGUGUGUGCGUGUGUGUGGUAUGGUGCCUGCCGUGUUUAUUGGAGGAGUUUAGCAGCUGAGAUCUACAUCGACUCAAUAGAAACGUCAACGCAUAUGAGAGAUUGCAACUGUACUUUUUAGGACUUUUCACAAUUUUAUCUGUCAGGGGGUCUGUAAUAUCUGAUAAUAUCACCGGUCAGCGCUCAAGCCUGGCCUGAUAAGAAAUGAUUUUAGGUAGUGUAUAAUAUUCAUUCAAACACAAAAUGUCACAUUUAAGGCACAAACUUUAUUUUUUUAACACAUCAUUCUUCUUUACCUAUGUUUGCUGACACCACAAAACAGGUAGAUAAUGUAUUAUGCAACAAACAUAAAAGGGCCAAACAUUGUAGUGUCACAUUGCAUAAUGACUUGCUUUCCACACUGGGGCCACUAGAAGAGGCUUAUCAGACCUUGCUAUAAAGGCCUAUAUAACCACUUCACACGGAUGAAACAUCGGCACAGGUAUUGGAUUGCGAUAUUUUGAGUAAGGGCUUGCUUCUAAUAUUUGGCCCUUAAAUGGGAAGCAAGGUAACGUUUUUAUUAUACAAAAGGCUCAAGACCUACUUUGCAACUAUUCUAAGAUCAAGUUUGGUUACAAACAGCAAUUUAUAUUUUAUAACCUGUUGUGUCAAGAGAUGAAGCUGCAUGAUUUUUCUCUGACGUCUACAUGUUAAAUAUUACAAUAUUGUAGCCUCUAAAGAUCUUCUGAAUGGUAGCGUUGUCAACCCAUUGCCCAGCUUUUUUCUUUUUCUUUUCUUUUUCUUUUUUAGAAAACAUGUUUUGUUGUUUAGCCAUAUGGUAUACAAAGUUGUUCAGCCCUCCUCCAUUCAGGUUGGCUUCAUGUGUCUGUUACAUUUUUUCUUUUGUUCUUUUACUUUUAUACAACUGUGUUACCUAAUAGUUCGUUGUAUUUGCAUUAUCUGUUUUAAACGGUAGGCUUUUUCAGGCCUGAUUGGUCAAUUAAAUGUCAGUCACCUCAGUAAGUGGAUUAUUGUCAGAGGAAAUGCUGUCUGUACACAAGACUUCUGUAUUUAGAGAUGGUAAACAAUGUCUCUAGUUUAGUCGGUAAAUGAACAUUAAUUGACCUGGGUGAUAACAAAAAUAUCAGCAUUGUAAAAUGGCAUAUUCUGAUCAGUUCUGUACAACAUAGACUUGGCAUCUCAGUAUAUCUACAGUUCCACCAACACUGUGACACCAGGUAUUAAAGGUUGUUGUUUUUUGUGA
Messenger RNA from Scomber scombrus (Atlantic mackerel), 5329 nucleotides. RefSeq names its product ring finger protein 144aa (gene rnf144aa). Gene Ontology annotation, molecular function: ubiquitin protein ligase activity; zinc ion binding; ubiquitin conjugating enzyme binding. Gene Ontology annotation, biological process: ubiquitin-dependent protein catabolic process; protein polyubiquitination; positive regulation of proteasomal ubiquitin-dependent protein catabolic process. The coding region runs from base 489 to 1376 and encodes 295 amino acids. The record is from RefSeq and is a predicted model, not a curated record. Gene Ontology annotation, cellular component: Golgi apparatus; cytoplasm; ubiquitin ligase complex. The transcript is spliced from 8 exons. Lineage: Eukaryota; Metazoa; Chordata; Actinopteri; Scombriformes; Scombridae.